Drosophila virilis is the source of this 3660-nucleotide messenger RNA. The record is from RefSeq and is a predicted model, not a curated record. NCBI's taxonomy places the organism in Eukaryota, Metazoa, Arthropoda, Insecta, Diptera, Drosophilidae.
CUAAUUUGGACACAGCAUCCAGACUAAUAGUAAGAGCAACCCCUGCUCGCGAAUUAUAGUUUUAAGUUGUUUAAAAUGAAACAACAAUUUGAACAUAAAUAGAUAAUUCAUAAAUUCUGCAACUGUUUUGCUACGAUAGUUAAACCUUAUUACAGUUCGGGUUAAUAUUGUAAGGGUAAGAUAAUUUUAUCUUUGAGUAGAAGGGCGGGGUAAAAACAAGGACUCUCGCAUUUAUUGGAUUGCCUUGAGAGUCGCAAGUAAAAGUGCAUUCAGAAGUGAAGCUCUGUUCAAAUAGUUCAAGGUCACGUGCAUUCAAUUCCAGCCAGACAAAAAGAAGCCCUAUAAGGAAGAGCCAUGUCAUGGGAGAGCAUCGCGUCAAAGGAUCUGCUUAGCAUCCCGCAAAGUCAUAAUUUAUCAGCAACACAUUUACUUGCGUCUCCCGAUGGAUCGCGAUACUUGCUGGAUAAUUGCAAUGAUUUAUGCCAAUUUGAGGAGAAUUACUCGAGAAUUGCCGGACACGGCUCAAGCCCCGAUGGGGAUGUGGGACCCCGUUCGUUGUGGGUUCGCCCGGGUCUCGCUCGUUCCGGCCAGGUCAACACCAUAAUCAGUUGUUUUUGGUCGUGUCAAAGAAGUCUGCGUCAGUACAUAGCGAAACGAAAGAUCGAACGUGGAUUGAGAUUGUACGAGCAGCAUAAUCAGACUGCGGCAGUUCGCACCUGGCGGAGUGCAUUAAAGGGUACCUGUCGACGGGAAGACUGCUUUCAGCUGUUGGGCUACCUGUACCAGGCACACAUGGACUGGGGCAAGUAUCGAGACGCCAUUGACUUUGGGCACCAGCAGUUAGGCAUUUCCGAGGAGCUGGAUUCGCCCAACAUGCGCGCCGAGACGUACUUGAACCUGAGCCGGGCUCACGCCAGCCUCGGUUGUCUGGAGCGGGCCCUGGCCUAUGCACGUCAUUCGCUUUACAAUGAGUCCGGCACGAAAUGCCGCAGUGGCCUGGUACAUUUGACGGUGGCACGGGUCUAUCUGGAAAUGGGCGGCUUUUCGCGAGCUCUGGAGGGGCUUCAGGGUGCCCACAAAAUAGCCACUGCCAUUGGCGAUCCCUCGCUCGAGCUGCAAGUUUACGUGGCGCUCUCCGAACUCUUUAGCCGGCUGCAGGACAACGACAAAAGUGCAACAUAUGCAUCCAAGGCAUACGAUCUCUCCCGAUCCCUACAACUGGGUGACCUGAACUCCUGCCAUCACAGGGCCGCCUUGCUGCGAAUGGCAGCCUCAUUGCGCAAACAGGGAGAGCUUGGAGAUGCCCACGACUAUUGCUUGGAAGCAACUAGGCUCUCAUUGAUUUCUGGAGAUCAGGCCACGUAUACACGAAGUAUCCGAGUUAUGGGCGACAUUUACCGCAAGAAGAUGGAUAUUGACAGAGCAUUUCGGCAGUAUGAGCAGGCGAUGGGAACUUCGGCCACUUUGGGCGAUCGCAUGGCCCAGAUGGAGGCGAUGGAUGGCGCAGCCCGAUGUCUGGAAACCUUGCGACUGCAAAAUAAGAUCUGCAAUUGCAGGCCUUUGGAGUUCAAUACGCGGCUAUUGGAGGUCGCCAGCUCGAUUGGGGCGAAGUUGUUGGUUCGGAAAAUUCGCAGUCGGUUGGCACUCAUAUAUCGGGCCCUGGGCGACGAGGACCAGUGCAACACUCACCUCCGUUUGGCCGAUCAGACUGACGCGGCCCUUGGCCUGAUAUGUGGUGCCUGUGGAGAAGUUUUUGGCAUUCAGCCCGCCAGCCUGGAAGCCCUGCCGUGUGCGCAUAUAUUGCAUGCCAGAUGUGCUCAUGAAAUUUUUCGCCGACGGGAUAAAAGUAUAUCGGCGCGCUCGUGUCCGGCGUGCAAUAAAUUGCUGAGCUCCCGCCUGCAGCUCUAUGGGAACGAGAUCACAGCCGAAACUGAGAACUUCGAUGGAGAUGGUGCUAGGAUCGCGACGCUAAACGCGAAUGGACUCAAUCUCGAUGGAUUUAUGUCGCUCAACUCGGAAACUCUGUUGCCGCUGCCAACGCGAGCCUCGGGUAAUGAGUCCGCCGUAUUCUGUAACGGGCUCCAAAACAAAUCAAUACCCAGCAUAGCGAACACGGCUCUACUCCUGACAGCAAAUGCUUCUCCCAACGCCGUCUACCGCAGCAAUUUGUCGCUGGCUUCCCUGAAUAUGCGAGCCUCGAGCCUGACCAUCGACAGCGGAAGGAACGCGACAUCUUCCGUCUAGGCUCAAGGUCCAGAUAAUCAAACACAUAACAUAGCUUAUAGACAGAAUUUUUUUGAUUCCUCAAACGCCAAUAAUUAUUUUUCUAAUUAUCGCUAACUAGGCUUUCGAGACUUUUCAGUUGUUAAAGAAAAUUUUGUGGGAGUGUGUUCCAUAGGACUUUUUUGGGACUCUCGGCGUUAUAUUUUCUAUCUUAAGCUUUCUGAUUUUAAGGUACCAUUUUUUAUACUCUGAACCGAUCUGUAUGAAAUAUUCUGCAUUAGAUCUACUUCUGUAGAUCUUAUGCUCCUAUACUCCUUUAAAUAAUGUCCAGUUCAAAUUAGGGUAUUUAUUUAUUUAUUAGGGCAUUAUUCAUUUGUUAUGUAAUGAUUUAAUUUGGUGAAAUUUCGUUGAAACCUGAUCAAAAACAGAAUUUAGUUUUAAAUCCCUGACUGCAAUAAGUUAAGGAGGGCUAGUCAGACAGAUGGGCAUGGCUAGAGCGGAGUUGGGUUGGGAGAGGCUUCCUUCUGCCUGUUACAGACAUUUGUACAAAACCAAUAUACAUUUUGCCAUAUAUAAACAGUGAAAAACUAUUGAAGGGUUUAUUUAAAGCUAUGAAGAAAAGGCACAUUAAACAGGCGACAAAAGAGGUGUCUAUUUUAUUUGUAUUUAUCGAUUGGAAACGGGGAUAGUUAUAGAUAGUCGGAAAAAUAAACUCGUUCUACGACGGACGGACGGAAAUGGCUAGAUCGAAUCGAAUUGAUGCUGACUGAGAAUAUAUAUACUACUACUGCCUGCACAAAUCUUUUUGUCUUACCUAUUUUCGAUGGGUUCAGUGUAUAAAAACUUGGCCAAAGAAGAACCACGGGGGUUAAUACAUGAAUUCCACAUUUCCUUAAAAUUCUAAUAUCUGAAAUCAUAUUUGAUUCAUUUUGAGAAUAUAAAUAAAACAUCCAAUUAGAGGAGGAAUAGCUUCAGAGCUCUGCUUCGUUUUGUUGGGUAAAAGGAAGAAAGCAAAAGAGACCUAAGUACCUAAAUCAAAAUGACACACAAAUUGUUAAAGUUUCAAAGAUUUAAAUGAAUAGCUAGUUAUACCUAACACACAGAUAACAUAGAAUCCUACAUAUGUAGACUUUUAUAGCUCGUAAACAUAUAUUAAAUAACACGAGUAUCCGUUAAUCAAUUCGUACAUAAAUAUUUAUGAAUUAAUAAUUGAGUAUGAAAAUAAAUACACUCAGAAAAUCUAUAUGAAUUAAUAAUUGAGCGUGAAAAGAAAUACAUGCAGAAAAAAUAGGCCGUAUUGAUGUCAAAUUUAGAAAUGCACCUUUUUUUAGUCAUUAAGUUCAUUUUGAAAAAUAAUUUAAAUUGAAUUAGCUAAUAUAAAUGCAUGAACAUAAUUUCAUAUCUUGAAUUAAUAAAGUUUUAAUUCACUUAGCAAAA